AUGGUUCCGCUUUUGAAAGGCUUCCGCGCUAGACAUCCUGGAAAAGUCAUAUGGUUCUCCAUCGCAGCAAAUUAUCUUGCAGCUGAUAUGCUUCACCUAAGUUUCUACUACAUGCCAAAUUUACGCGUCGAAUACCUGAAUGGGCGGAUGCGGCCGAGCUUCUCAUCAAACACUGUGCCAAAUAUGCACCAUGUCCAAUACAACCUUGACGGCGAUCCCGCUUUGCCAUUUCCAGCGGCUCUCCAGGAAGGAGUUACUGUAUACAAGCGCCUUGUUUACCUGGGUGUCUCCAUCUGA
Molecule: messenger RNA, 297 nt
Organism: Botrytis porri
Lineage: Eukaryota; Fungi; Ascomycota; Leotiomycetes; Helotiales; Sclerotiniaceae
Exons: 1
Coding region: 1-297 (98 amino acids)
Source: RefSeq, a predicted model, not a curated record